Molecule: messenger RNA, 257 nt
Organism: Eublepharis macularius
Lineage: Eukaryota; Metazoa; Chordata; Lepidosauria; Squamata; Eublepharidae
Product: cytochrome c oxidase subunit 7C, mitochondrial-like
Exons: 1
Coding region: 1-192 (63 amino acids)
Biological process (GO): mitochondrial electron transport, cytochrome c to oxygen
Source: RefSeq, a predicted model, not a curated record
AUGUUGGGCGUCAGUGUCCACUGGUUCGCCACCUCAGCCAUGCGCCGUUUGCAUUAUGAAGAGGGCCUGGGAAAGAACCUUCACUUUUCAGUGGAAAAUAAAUGGCAAUUAUUGGGAAUUAUGGCAGUCUUCUUUGGAAGUGGGUUUGCCUUUCCCUUUAUUAUAGUAAGACACCAGCUGCUGAAGAAGUAAAAAGAUUGGAAGGGGAAAUUAUUCUACAAACAGCUUUCCUUUUUCAGUGGAAGAAAAGGUGCAAC